Messenger RNA from Dermacentor albipictus, 492 nucleotides. RefSeq lists its product as uncharacterized. The record is from RefSeq and is a predicted model, not a curated record. Lineage: Eukaryota; Metazoa; Arthropoda; Arachnida; Ixodida; Ixodidae.
AUGCAGUCGGGGGAGGAGGAGGAGGAGCGGGCGGCGGCCUCGUCCGCCCAGCAGCCGAGCACCGCCACCACGGCGGCGCCAGCGGGCCAGUACCCGGCGACCAAUCCGUUCUCGUCGUCGUCGGCCGCCGCAGCCAAGAUUUCCUUCUCCAGCUUCAAGCAGGGCUUCACCAGCACCACAAACUACCUCCGGCGGCGCUUCUCGUCGGGCGACCUCUCCGGGGAGCUCGACGACCAGCCCGGGGCCGCCGGCGAUGCGCCCGCCGCCGGGGCAGCGGGGGGCGCCUCCGCCACCGCGGCCGGCGCCGGGAAUGCGGGCACCGCACAGCCCGGGGACACCGACCUCUCCCUCAACCUGCGCCCGAGCUCGGCCACGAGCGCGCCCAGCUCGCCGGCGCGCAGCGGGGUCAGCUCGUUGCUGUCGCGCGGCGCCUCGCUGACCGGCCGUGUGGUGGGCGGAGAUCUCCGAUCAGGGAUGCGUUUACUGUGCUAG